CACUAUGUCACAGCUAGCGAUAGUUUUCGCAUUGCACUUGGCGGAUUAGGCAAUCCUAUUAGGUUUAUGAUUCUUCGGUUAACCGUUUGCGGGGAUCGGUGUGUACCAGUCAAACCCAGUAACCUUGGAUCUGUGUGUCGCAAGUGAGGUUAGGAUUACGCAGAUAUGGAAAUUAAAGAGCAUUUUAAAGGCUUGCUGAAAAUGCUACCGUGGGACCGUUUCUCCACGGAUAUUGUGAAAAGCCUGUCUGAAAAUUGUUGUGACCGGUUAACCGGGAAAAUAGAAAAUUACGACUUUCGAGACACUGAAAACUUGAAGGGGUACGAAAUAGAGCUGCUUUACGCGGCGCUUUCGUACGUGUUUGCCGAAUUCGCCCGUCAUGAGCGAUCGUCGCAGGAUUUCAUUCAGUUUCUCACUCAAGAAUGCGAAAUUGACGAAGGAAAAUCAAAAGUAGCCACCGAAUGUUACGAAAGGUACUUUUCCCAGAUUAGGCUAGCGCUUUUGAACAUCGGCAACCAUUUGCCCCAUGUCACGGAUGUAAAGUGGAAGAUCGAUUACAUAAUAAAAUCAAAUACUUAUGAACACAGCAGCGGGCCAGUCUUCAGGAUUGGACUAAAAACGGAACAAUAUAAUGAGGAGACUGAACAUUCCGGCAGGAAAGUGCUGCAUUUUACUUGCACCAGCCAAGAAUUGCAAGACUUGGUGUAUAAAUUAAAAGAUGUAGUACGACAUUGCCAAAAACUGUCUACAGAACACUGAAAAAA
Molecule: messenger RNA, 764 nt
Organism: Cylas formicarius (sweet potato weevil)
Lineage: Eukaryota; Metazoa; Arthropoda; Insecta; Coleoptera; Brentidae
Product: COMM domain-containing protein 3
Exons: 3
Coding region: 166-759 (197 amino acids)
Biological process (GO): sodium ion transport
Source: RefSeq, a predicted model, not a curated record